CAGAGAUGACAGCAAGUGUAUCUUCAAGCCCUCAAUACAAGGCUACUUCUGCAAACAGACAGACUAUGCAUUUGUCAUCCUGGAAAAUUUAGACCCCAGCAUGGUCAAGCAGGAGCUGUUUCCAGUAGUAGCAGUGACUGGCAGCUUUAUGGAUACCUUCAGUGAUGGAGCUUCAGAUGCAUCAUGUCGUUCUGCACAGCAUCCUUCUGCUCUCUUCUCUGUACUGACAACCUCCAAACUCACAACAGUUUGCUUCCCAGACCUAACGCCUCUGAUUUUCAGACUCUACCUCCUCAGUGGGCAGAACUCAACCAGACUGCCCCUUGCUAUUUUCUACAACGAACCCCUCAGCCUUCGUGUCUUCACUGAAGGGAAAUAUAUUUCUCCAACUCCAUCUUCCUUCUCAUGGAAUGAAGGGGCAGGAACCAAUUAUUUUAGCUUUGAGGACAAUCUUCUCUAUGUCCUCCUUCAUGAAGAGGAGCCUGUAGAAAUAGUCACUGGCAUUUCUCUUCAUGUGGCUUUCACUGUGACUGAGACCACUGGGGAAGAGGGUGAGGCAAAUAUCAUGCAUCGAUUGGCUGAUUUCUUGCAGGUUGGCCAUGACCAAGUCAGAAUAGUCCAUCGAGUGCCGGGAGGUGAAAGCAUGUUGAAAGUCAUCUCAGACAAUGAUAGCAAAAAGAAAUAUCACUGCCCCAACAUGACGUUUUGCACCACCUUUCAUAGCAGAUCUGGAUCACAGAAACGAGGGAGAGGGACUGUAAAUGCUCGAGUUGUGCAGCCGUCUGAUGCAGCUGGUCCAUCAAAAGUGCUGAUUUUUGAAUUUGGUGAUCCACCAGGCCACCAAAUAAAUGAGUUCCAGCCUUCCUUAACAAUUGACAGUUUAAAGAUCUUGGCUAGUGCAAUUAUCAAUGCUCAUCAGACUGGAGACCUUCAGACAGCCCUGGGCUUACCAGUUGAUACUCUAAUGGUGAAUCAGCCUGACUUACUGUUCUCAGGAAGAGAUAAUAGGAGACAGCACCCAGGAACCUGUUUGUAUGUGAGGCCCUAUAGCAUUUCUGUUCAUGUGCAGCCUUCAGAUGGAGAAAUCGAAAAGCAGCUUCCUGUGCAGCCACAAAUCGUUUUCCUGGAUAAGAAGGGUCGAAGAGUUGACACACUGGGCCCUCCCUCAGAACCCUGGGUUGUUUCAGCUCACCUCAAGGGCUCCUCUGAGGCUGUGCUAAAAGGGCUCACUGAAGUACAGGUCAUAGGUGGACGUGCAAGCUUUUCCAAUCUGGCUGUCUCCAGCUCAGGCACCAACUGGAACCUCGUGUUCACUGUCACAUCACCACCAGGAGCUAAAUUCACUGUGCUAUCUCAGCCGUUCACCAUCUUCCCUGUGCCCGCUGGAGAAAAGGCCAGCUUCAUUCUUGUUGUCUUACUGAGUGCAAUAGCAUCUGCAUUUGUCCUCACUCUUGUGCUCUGCUGGUUCAAGAAGAGCAAAAACAACAAAACGAGGACUAAGAGGACUGAUGUACCACAGGUCAUUACCAAGGCACCCCAAAAGCAAGCACAUCCUCAUGCACCUCAUGUCCAACCCUGCUACGAUCAAAGACAGAAUGACAGUGGUGUGCCUGUAGCAGGAGAAGUGGAAGAGACUGGAGCAGUGAGACGUGAGAUGGGACAAGGCAAGGAGCUGAGCCCACAGCCAUGUGAAGUCACACCAGUGAGGAAGGCAAUCGCCCUACAGAGAAAGACAAGUAACAGAGAUAUCUUCUCCUCAGACAGGAAAGGUGGCAAUCACCAACAGCCUUGUGGAGGAACAACUCCUGGGGACUCUGUGGAGCUCCAACAGGCAUCUGUCCUGGGGUGCUCUGCCCAGAAGGGUGUCCCACAGCCUCCUGAUGGUUGUAAUGAGGAAAGAGGGAAAUUGGAUGCAAUGUGCAGCCCUCAGGAGGAGGUCAGAGAGCAGAUUGCUAUGGGAGCAGCAGCAGAGGGAUAUCAGAAGUCAUGUCAGGCAAUGGAGCAAUGACCAAGCAAGCUUUGCAUUUGUUGAGGUCACUGUGAUGCUGUUUUGUUUUGUCUCUGUGGUUGGAGGAGUGCACAUACUGGCACAGAAAGCUGGACUGUUAUGUUCUGCAUGUACAAAUGAACUUGUGAAAUUGUUCCACAGCCAACUGGGGAACCAUGGCCACGUCUAGGCUACUGAUCAUAGAGUCAUAGAAUCAUUGAAUCAUAGAAUCAUAGAGUGGGUUGGGUUCGAAGGAACCUCAAAGCUCUCUUAGCUUCCAUAAAAAGCAGGUGCAGCCAGAUAACCUGUUGGAAAUAGUCCUUGGCUUCUGAUACCUUGAAACUCAGUCUUUCAGACUUGUUUGGAGGAGUGCUAGCUGGGUCAGGCCAAAGGCAUUCAGAGAUCACCAAGCAAUUCAGCACUGCAGAUGGGGGAGUUUCCACACCCACAGCCUCACAUUAAUGUGCUCACACUGAUGUAGUCUUGGUAGCUAGAGCAAUACUGAUUGGAGUGUGUACCCAUAUAUACACAUAUAUAAAAAUUUCUUCUGAUCUUCCCUCUCAAAGAAUUUCAGUAUGUGCAUAAAUCUUCUCCUCUUUCUGAGGAAAAAACAAAUAAACAACUGUUCAGUUUCACUCUGACUUCCAUGCUUCCCUAGUUAAAUCUGUGCUUAAGAAUAUUCCUUUUGUUUGUCUUGUUUUUGAAAUUGAAGUGUUUUGUGUUUUGUGUUGUCUCUCCACCAUGCCAUUAUUUUCUAACACCUUUAAAUCACUGACUUGUUAUGAACAGAACUGUUUAUGAGUGAUAAUAAUAAUACUGAUGUGCUUCAGCUGCUCAGAGAAUUCCUCUGUGCUUUGGUUUACUGAGCUGGAAGAUGAGGAACUUUAUUAUACUCUCCCUGUACCAUAAACUUCUUGGUUACAAUAUGCCCUGAUGGCAUGAGAAAAAAUGUAUACUUCUCUGUAAGAAAAAUGCUUAUUCAGGAAGAAGGUGAGAGACCUUGAUUUGAAGAAUAAACCAGGCUUCAAAUGUAUAGAACUAAGAUGCAGGUGCUGCUUGGUGAGCUGCUCAGUUCUCUGGGGAUGAAAGUCUUAUUCUAGAUUGUUAACCCAAAGGGAGCCCCAGUGGGUGCAAAAAUUCACAUUCCCUUCUUGUAAAGUACAUGCACCUUGAGUCCGAGUUGAAGGGUGAAGAUGUAGACAUGCCUGAUGCUUACAAUGUGAACAGGAUGUAGAAGGUUAAUGAGAAAACAGAUUAUGCCUUUGGAGACAUAGAGAACAGUCAGGCUGCAGUUACCAGACCCUACUACCCAAAGGUUCAGCCAAAAUGGAAUAACUUCAUUUAUACUCACUAUUGAGGAUGCUCUUCAUCUGUACAAGCUCCUAAACUGUGCUUUUUCUGGGCGUUUUUGUGGGUAAGUUCCAACUGGAUCAGCCUGGAUAACAGCAGAGCACUGCUUGAUCCCUGAUCCUUAUCCAAGUUUUGUCCAUCAGUACAAGCACAGCCAUGAGGACUGAUGCACAUGUAUGAUCCCACCCACACUUCCCACUAAUAGAAGUAAAUCCUAUACUCAAGGCACUGUUCCUCUUGAAAUCAUGGCUUUGUAAUGUGAGAUCUUUUUGAUUUCAUUUAGAUUUCCUUUUUCUGGAUGAGUUGAGUUUGGCUCUAAAAGCAUCUCCAGUCUACCAUGAGUAGUUCAUAUCAAGACGUACAUGACGUACAUUGGUUAGAUGAACCUCAACCUGCCAGGUGGAGCUGGAUGCGGGACAGAUAUUAGUCACAAAAGAACAAAUAAUACCUUCCCCUCUUGUCCUUCUGUCACAGUGUGAGAAUUCAAGAAGGCCUGAGCUGAAAGGGUGCAUAGUGUCUGUGCUGCUGGAAAAGAACCUCUGUUGCUCUUUCAUUCUCAUCAAAGAGGCAAUAGUUGAACCAAUUAAACUGCAAAUAAUAUCUGACUUGUCUGCCAACUUUUAUUUCAGUUCCAUCCAGACAACUCUCACUUUAGUUGUAUUUUGGGAUCUUUUCGACCCAUAAAUGA
Messenger RNA from Phasianus colchicus (ring-necked pheasant), 4025 nucleotides. The record is from RefSeq and is a predicted model, not a curated record. NCBI's taxonomy places the organism in Eukaryota, Metazoa, Chordata, Aves, Galliformes, Phasianidae.